Tetranychus urticae (two-spotted spider mite) is the source of this 3213-nucleotide messenger RNA. Its product is annotated as ABC transporter G family member 20. The record is from RefSeq and is a predicted model, not a curated record. NCBI's taxonomy places the organism in Eukaryota, Metazoa, Arthropoda, Arachnida, Trombidiformes, Tetranychidae. Gene Ontology annotation, cellular component: membrane. Gene Ontology annotation, molecular function: ATP hydrolysis activity; ABC-type transporter activity; ATP binding.
UUUCUCCUUCACUUUUGAAAAGUUUGAUGUUUAUUUACAAUACUCUUUAACAGUCUUGAUCGUAGUUAAGUUGAUCAAUUUCGAUCACUUUUUUUCCUUCUUCCUUCCUUUCUCCUCUCCAUUUUUCCCUUUCAACUUUCUACCAAAUUUAUUGAUUGGGAAUCAUGUCUCUUGAAAACGAUAAAAACAGUGUCACCUUGUGCUCAUACCAACGGGUAAAUGAAAAAAAUGUUAUUGGAGGAGGAGGAGGUUUUGUUAGUGAAACACCGGCAGUGAAAGUUUGUAAAGUUCGUCUUUCAUAUGGUCGAGGUAAAAAUGCUAAACAAAUUUUAUCCAACAUUGAUUUGACUGUGCCAGAAGCUUCUAUUUAUGGUCUUUUGGGACCAAGUGGAUGUGGUAAAACCACAUUGCUUCGAUGUGUUGUUGGUCGACUUUCACCUUCCUCUGGUUCCAUUAGGAUAUUUGGUUUUCGCCCUGGUCAACCAGGUAGUCAAAUACCUGGACCAGCAGUUGGAUAUAUGCCUCAAGAAAUUGCUGUUUACGAGGAUUUCACUAUUGAGGAGACACUUAUUUAUUUUGGUCGACUUUUUCGUUUGAGCAGUCAUGUUCUUCGUGAAAGAAUAGAGUUUUUAAUUAAAUUCCUUGAUUUGCCUAGUAAAUCUCGCUUAGUUGCCAAUCUUAGUGGAGGUCAGAAGAGACGUGUUUCUCUGGCCGCUGCUCUAGUUCACAGCCCACCUCUCUUGAUCUUGGAUGAACCUACAGUUGGUGUAGAUCCACUUCUUCGCCAAUCAAUAUGGCAACAUCUAGUUACAUUAACUCAAGUGGAGAGAAUCACCAUAAUUAUAACUACCCAUUAUAUCGAGGAAGCUCGCCAAGCUCAUGUUGUUGGAUUAAUGAGACAUGGGCAUCUUUUGGCCGAAGACUCGCCGGAAUCAUUGUUAAGACAUUACCAAAUGGAAACUCUAGAGGAAGUUUUCUUGAAACUAUGCAUGGCUGAUGCUACUAAUCGUGAAGUUACUACCUCAAACCUCUCAGUUCCACCAACCACGGAGUUAGUUCAAUCAACCAAAAAGGAUACAAAGUUACCUUCGGUGUUUUCAAUUUAUUCAAAUUAUUCUGAUUACAAUUUGAACCCCAAACCUGAAAUAAACAACUUACGCUCUUCCGGAGGCAAAAAAUAUGAAUCGAAACGUUUAACUUUUGGUGAAUAUUGGGCAACAACAAUGGCAUUAUUUUGGAAAAAUAUGACUCGACUUCGGCGUAAUAUUCCUGUCCUUUUGUUCCAAUUUGCUCUUCCUGCGAUUCAAGUGAUUCUGUUCUGUAUUUGUAUUGGUGCUGAUCCAUUUAACAUACCAUUGGCUGUAGUUAAUGAAGAUACUGGACAAAUAUAUUCACGUGAUUUCCUUAAAGAACUUGACCCUUACAUUGUUGAUCAACAUAACUUUACAUCAGUAGAUGAAGGUAAAGAAGCGGUUAGAAACGGGUCGAUGUGGGGUGUGCUACAUAUACCGGAAAGGUUUUCUCAAGCAUUAUUGGCUAGAAUGCUUCGAGGUGAGGAAGUGGACAACAAAACAAUUGAGGACAGUACAAUCAAGGUUUACCCUGAUUUAACAAAUCAACAAAUUUCAUAUACAAUGGAACGAACAUUCAAAGAGGCGUUUCAAGAAUUUGCCAAAAAAGCUUUGACUGCCGCAGGAAGGAAUCCUGCCUUAGCUGAAUUUCCACUUGCCCUCGGAGAACCUGUUUACGGUGAAUUAAAACAUCAAGGAUAUCUUGAAUACAUGGCACCAGGAGUUGUUGUUAGUAUAAGUUACAUUAUGGCUACAGGUUUGACCGCGCUUGCAUUCAUUUUGGAACGUCGAGAUGGACUUUUUGAAAGGUCAUUAGUUGCUGGAGUGGAUACUCUUCAAAUUUUAAUAGCACAUGCAUUGACUCAAAUUAUUGUCAUGGUUGUUCAAAUAAUGUUGGUCCUAGUAUUUACAUUCUUGGUAUUUGAUAUACCAUCGAGAGGACCGUUUGGAUGGGUUAUAGUAUUGUUAUUACUACAAGGAUGUACUGGUAUGGCCUUCGGUCUCGUUGUAUCUGCAACAUGUCACCAAGAAAAUACUGCAGUAAUGAUGAUUUUAGGAACAUUUUAUCCCAAUUUAAUUUUAUCUGGAAUCAUUUGGCCUUUAGAGGCUAUGCCAUAUUGGAUAAGAUGGUUUAGUUAUAUCCAACCUCAAACAUUACCAACAGAAACACUUCGUCACAUUUUAUCUCGAGGCUGGGGAAUAACUGAACCUGGAGUUUACAUUGGUUUCCUCGUUACUUGCUCAUGGAUGGCCUUUUUCUUAGUAGCUGCUGCAGUUAUCUUCAAGUACAACAAAUAAGUUACCAAUCAAUUUCAUCGCCGAUCAAUCAAUUCAUCAAUUAUACAUCAAUUGAAACCCGAAAUUCACAAGGCAAUUUUUCUAUCAACUUUUUUAUUCCUUAAUUUUUCAUGAAUGAAACUAGAAAACACAAAAGGCUCCAUAAAAAACGAAUCACUGACAAGAUGAUACGACUUUACAAUUGUAAAUAUACUGCGUUUACUUACUGUUUUGACAAACGACAUUCAUUUUUUUUCUUCCUACUCACUUCACUUCAUUAUCAUCUGCCAUUGAUUUGUUUUUUAUAUUUUUUUAUUUGUGAGAACGGACUUGAGUCCGAAUCAAGACUUGUCCAAUGAAAAUUGGAAUUAAAACUUUUAAAAAUGUGAUGCAAACAUCUUCCUCUUUUUUGAAUCUUAACCAAAUUGCAACGAUAGGCUUAAUUUCUUUAUAUUAUCGGGGUCGAACUUUAUUUGAAAAUUAUGCAUUGAUGUUGAUUGAAUCGAUUGAAUUGAUUAUAUGGCUACAUUCAACUGAAAAACGGCGUCACAUUUCAUCUCGAAAUUGAGGAAUAACUGAACUCGAGUUUACUCUGGUUUCCUUGUUACCUGUUCUGAAGGAUGAUUUUUUUGUUUAGUAGCUGUUGCAGUUAUCUUCAAAUUCAAUAGUGUGAAUAUUUAUUCAUCCAUUUUUCAUCCAUUCAUUCAUUCCAUUGUAAUUCAUAUCUCAUUUGAGACUCGCAAUUGUAAAUCCAAUCAUUAUCGAUGUCACCUUUUAUGUCAAGGCUGACUAUCUUUACUUCCUUCGACAAAUUGUAAAUUUUUGUGAAAAUAAAAAAGUUAAAGCAGCGCUUUUCUAUUCAAGA